Ostertagia ostertagi is the source of this 1404-nucleotide messenger RNA. The record is from the annotation of a GenBank genome assembly. Lineage: Eukaryota; Metazoa; Nematoda; Chromadorea; Rhabditida; Trichostrongylidae.
AUGCUGACGUGGAAGAAAUACCAUUGGAACAGCAGAAAGCAGGUAUUAGAUGCUUCGAGUAAUAAAAUGUCCUUCAAGGGAGCUAUCAAGCUAACGCUGCAAGUAUCCGACGGAAGGAAGGUGCGAAUCGCUUUGUUUGCCAUGUCCGGAGGAGACGGCAUGAUAGUUCUAGGAACAAAUGCACUUCAGAAGCUCGGCUACGGCCUCACCUACCAGCACCGAACAAUCGCGAGACGAAAACGCUACGUGUUCACUGUGAUGGCACGGCGCAGGAGGGAAUCUUUUAGUCCAAGGAACACCUGCUACCAGAUGUCGAGCAAAGAUUUUCCGAGUAGGGGAGAAGGUGGGAAACCAUCAAGCCUACCGGAAGUUGUGGAAGUGCAGCCUGUCAAAUACUCCGGAGACAUGUUGCAGCGCACCGUGGAGGUAACUGGAGAUCGUGAAGAAAAAUUGCUCAGGUUACUGCAAAGUAACAGGACAAGUGAGGAGUGCAAUGAAUCACUGGAGAAGCUUGUCAGGCAUUACGCUCAUGCUUUUGCAGUAAGUGAACAAGAGCUCACUCAAACAACGCUAGUGGAACACAGUAUUGAGACCGGUGAUGCAAUGCCCAUUCGGCAGAAAGCCCGUCCGGUGCCACUAGGCACGCGAGUGGAGCUACGACGCAUUCUGAAUGAUUUGCAAGAACGAAAGAUCAUUGAACCAAGUAAAUCGAGUUGGGCUUCGCCCAUCGUGUUGGUGCAGAAGAAGGACGGAACUCUCAGAUUAUGCGUGGAUUAUCGGAAGCUCAAUCAGGUGACAAGAGUUGACAUGGAUCUGGAGAGCUACGCACAGGAAGUGGCGGUGGCCACAAAGAUGGCGCGGGAAUAUGCCCGGAAAGAAAAUGAUAAAAUGCGCCGAAAGAUGAAAAUCGCAUACGAUCGUGAUAAGGGCUUACCACCUGGAGUCACAAAUAAACCCCUUAGGACGGCUACAACCCGUAGGAAGAGGGGAAGACCAAAAAAAGGUACCGAUGCUGUUACUGUGUCUGAGAAAGUUAUAUGUUGCAGGACGCUGAUCACCAUCGACCAUCCCGCUGAAUUUGCGUCGGAAGUGCGAAUGUGGAUUAUUCGACCAAUGGCGCAUGUAGCCAUCCCGACUCUCAAGCAUCCCGAUGGCUCGCUUCGAAAAGGGUGUCGGAUAUGUUCCAGCUGGCCAAUGUGGCCUCAAUUUCGGAAGAAGGAGUGUUGGGGAGACGAGCGUAAGGAAGGAGGAGUUGCGUAUGAAAAACUCGCCAAUUCCUGUCGCCGUACGGGCUGGCCCUGGCGAUGCAAGCACAUCGACGGAGAUGUCACAGCUAUUCGGAAGCCAUUGAAGCCGCGCAGGGGAUGCGUUUCGAGCAUCCGGCUUUGUUUCCAUGGGCCGUGA